This is a messenger RNA of Vicia villosa (hairy vetch), 887 nucleotides long. RefSeq names its product universal stress protein A-like protein. The transcript has 4 exons. Bases 182 to 679 code for a protein of 165 amino acids. NCBI's taxonomy places the organism in Eukaryota, Viridiplantae, Streptophyta, Magnoliopsida, Fabales, Fabaceae. The record is from RefSeq and is a predicted model, not a curated record.
GCCAAUAGAUUCAAUAUUCUAUGAACAAAUAAAUCAUUAUCCAUUCCGAAAUACUAUGUGCUAAAAAGUUUACUCAUAUGAGCAACUAUAAAUAAAUAAACUACUAAGAACUUCCAAGAUCAUAAUUUGAAUCACACAUAUACUGAAUAUUCCUUUGCAGAAGAACAUUCAAGCAGUUUUCAUGGCUGGAAUAACAGAAACGGGAAGAAGAAUCAUGGUAGCUAUUGAUGAAGGAGAUGAGAGCAUUUACGCUCUGUCAUGGAGUUUGAAGAAUUUGAUUUUUAAAAAUUCGAAAGAUCAUCUUAUUCUCAUCUACGUUAAGCCUCCUCGUGUCGUUUACUCAGCCUUCGACGGCACAGGAUAUCUUUUCUCAUCUGAUGUAACGGCAACGAUGGAGAAGUAUAGUCAACAAGUUGCUGAAUCUGUUUUGGAGAAAGCCAAGUUAGUCUGUAAAGAUGUCCAAAAUGUGGAGACGAGGAUAGAGAAUGGUGAUCCUCGGGACGUGAUUUGCCAGGCGGUUCAAAGACUUGGUGUUGAUAUCUUGGUGAUGGGAAGCCAUGGCUAUGGUGUCAUCAAGAGGGCUUUUCUGGGAAGUGUAAGCAACCACUGUGCACAGAAUGUGAAGUGCCCUGUUUUGAUUGUCAAGAAGCCUAAAUCCACUGAUGAAGGAGAUCAUUAAUUAGUAAUAUUUGAUUUAUAUCUUAUCUUUGCUUCUUUUUGUUUUUUUAUUUAAAUAAAUAUAAAUACUUUGCUUCAGUUUCAGUUGCUGUUGGAUGUUGCUAUUGCUAUGAGCAACGUGUCUUUUGGGUUGUGCGAAUUUUGUUUCUUUCUUUUAUGAGGAAAGUGAUGUGUUUUUUUUUUUUAUAAUUAUUAAAGUUGGAUUUUUA